Miscanthus lutarioriparius is the source of this 471-nucleotide messenger RNA. NCBI's taxonomy places the organism in Eukaryota, Viridiplantae, Streptophyta, Magnoliopsida, Poales, Poaceae. The record is from the annotation of a GenBank genome assembly.
AUGGACAUCGCUGUUGAGCUCCCCACUUCUCAGCGCGGUCAAGCUCCCGCUCGAGGUCAAGCUCCCCUUGCCAUGGACACCCUCGACAAGAUCUAUUUUGACAUGACUGAUGCGCAGCAAGAUCACGCCCUGGCCGUGGAAAGCUUGGCGCCCGAGCUGGCUGAUCUGAGGAUCGAGCUCUGCCCCAGCCACAUGAGCGAGGGCUACUUCUGGAAGAUAUACUUCGUGCUGCUGCAUCCUAAGCUCAGGAAGCAUGAUGCUGAGAUUUUAUCCAGUCCACAGAUUUUGGAAGCUAGAGACAAGUUGUCACACGAUUUGCAGUAUCGGACGAAGUUACAAGGCAGCUAUGGGGACACCGUACCUGUGCCUUUCAGCAAUGAAGAUGGUGUUUUAAGUUCUCCUGUAGAGGUUUUGGGUGUACCUGUGCCUUUCAGCAACGAAGAUGAUGUGCAUGCAGAUAUAGUGUACUAA